Vombatus ursinus (common wombat) is the source of this 1746-nucleotide messenger RNA. It is a transcript of the gene CTSH, whose product is annotated as cathepsin H. Lineage: Eukaryota; Metazoa; Chordata; Mammalia; Diprotodontia; Vombatidae. Gene Ontology annotation, cellular component: lysosome. Gene Ontology annotation, molecular function: cysteine-type endopeptidase activity. Bases 60 to 815 code for a protein of 251 amino acids. The transcript is spliced from 9 exons. The record is from RefSeq and is a predicted model, not a curated record. Gene Ontology annotation, biological process: immune response.
GAUAUUUAUUUAUUGAUUUUUUUAACUUCCUUUCAGUGGGACUAAACCAAUUUUCAGAUAUGUCCUUUGAUGAAUUCAAAAAGAACUAUCUUAUGAGAACACCUCAAAAUUGCUCAGCUACUAAAGGCAGUCAUGUUCGACGUGUUGGUCCAUAUCCAAAAUUUAUGGACUGGAGAAAGAAAGGAAAUUAUGUCUCACCAGUGAAAAACCAGGGUGGAUGUGGCAGUUGCUGGACUUUUUCUACCACUGGGGGACUGGAGUCUGCUGUUGCCAUAGCAACUGGAAAACUACUCUCUCUGGCAGAACAACAACUAGUGGACUGUGCUCAGGAUUUUAACAAUCAUGGAUGCAAUGGGGGUCUCCCAAGCCAAGCUUUUGAAUAUAUAAUGUAUAAUAAAGGAAUUAUGGGAGAAGACACAUAUCCUUAUGAAGGAAAGGAUGGCACUUGCAAAUUCCAACCAACCAAAGCCAUUGCUUUUGUCAAAGAUGUGGUCAACAUAACACUUUAUGAUGAAGAAGCUAUGACUGAAGCCGUGGCCCACCAUAACCCUGUCAGUUUUGCUUUUGAAGUGACUGAUGACUUUCUGAGCUACCGUGAAGGCAUAUAUUCCAAUCCCAAGUGUGAUAAAAGUCCAGACAAAGUGAACCACGCAGUGCUUGCAGUUGGGUAUGGAGAAGAAAAUGGAAUACCUUACUGGAUUGUGAAAAACUCUUGGGGUACAUCCUGGGGGAACAAUGGGUACUUCCUUAUUGAGCGUGGAAAGAACAUGUGUGGUCUUGCUGACUGCGCAUCUUAUCCCAUCCCACUAAUGUAACCUGGAAAUACGCAGGGAUGGGCAAAGAUGAAAAAAAAAAAAAAGACAUCGUGUGCCGAAAUACAAUAUAUCAUAAAACCUAAGUGAAUGAACCCUGGGUUUUAAGUUGGCUAUGAGGACUCAAAGUUAGUUGGUAACUAUGAAGUCUCUUGACCUUCUGCCUCAGCUGAGAAAAAGUCCUUAGGGAACUCAGCUUUGUAGAAUAGAAAGUUUUUGAAUCAUUUCUGUCCUCUUAUAACAUCCAUCUAGCAAGGCAGCCAAGGAGGAAUUCAUCCUUUUUCUUACCUUGCUGAUUAAAGCUCUUAGCAAAACAGGGACACUAAGCACCAAACUGCUCCCAGGGAUUUUGAGACAAGCAUUCAAGUGAGUCAAGAGGUAAUAAAAGCACCACUUUUUUUACAUGAAAAACUACACAACACUAUGGUGGCCACUUCAUUCUCAGGUAAUUUUUAUUCUUUUGGCAACAAGCUUCUCUUUUUAAAAAUCAAAUGUAUUUUAAAGUAAUAUGUGAUUUUUUUAAAAUCUAUUUUUGCCACAUGCUAGUUGCUAUUUUAAAAAAAUAUAUUUUGAUAAGAAAUCCAUUUGAUCUACUGGAUACACAUUAGAUUUGAAAUCAUUUUGGCUUAGAGUCAGUUUGAGUCAAGGGUAAAAUUUGACUCAGCUGAAACUGAGGAAACCUGACCACUGAACCACCUUGGCUUUGAGCAGACCUCAGAACCUCUCGCUACCUAUUUCCCCAUUUGUAAAAUAAGGGUGAUGCAUGGGAUAGAAUGAAACAUUAUGUGGAGCUCUUCAAAAUUCUGCCAGCAUAAUUUUCACUUGCCUUACUAAGCAUCACAGCAAUGACACCUAGGAAUUCAUAGCCAAAAUGUCAUUUUAUUGUGGCUGAGAUGCUAUUGCAUGCAAAUAAAGAUACUUGACUAUUUCACAA